Lotus japonicus is the source of this 2354-nucleotide messenger RNA. Its product is annotated as probable glycosyltransferase At5g03795. The record is from RefSeq and is a predicted model, not a curated record. Lineage: Eukaryota; Viridiplantae; Streptophyta; Magnoliopsida; Fabales; Fabaceae. Gene Ontology annotation, molecular function: glycosyltransferase activity. Bases 408 to 1730 code for a protein of 440 amino acids. The transcript has 6 exons.
AAGUUGUCACAAUCGCCUUUGGGACCCAUCUUCGAAAAGGAGAAUUCAUCCUUCCUCACUCUAGUCAAACAUUUUAUGGGAUUUCUUUCGCUUUUUUAAAUGUUAUUAUCUAAAAAAUUAUCAACCCAAGUCCAACCCAUGCCAGUUCACCCGAUUUAACCGUAGAACUCGUACCCACUUAACCCGAAGGCUAAAACGGAGAAAAUCGACAUAUAAUUACUAUGUUUUUUUUUUUUUGAGAUUUUACACCCGAAAUAGUCCAUAGCUAACUAAAACUCUAGUAAGACCUAGAAGUUGACACAUGAUUUGAUGUAUGUUAUAAUGUGAGUUCAUGAUUCAUUCAUUUGGCGCUCACUUGUUUGUCCAUAGCUAACUUGUCUCAUCUCACUUUCAUAUUACUCAAGGGCAUGGCCAGGAAUAGGCAGUUACAACGAUUUUCCAGGAAAGAAAGAAGAGCAUUUUCCCGCCUCAAGAUGGCACUUUCCCGAGAAAACUUAUUUUCCCGCCCAAAUUUUCCGGGAAUAUCCACGCUUCUCAACCACCCUCGCUGCUCUUUCUUCAUCCCCGCGCUAUGCAUACUCGUCUGCGUCGUCUACCUCCUCACGCAGUUCAUCUUCACCGUAAACCUUCUCUCCUACCCACCGCUCGAUUUCGACGCACCGCGCAGAUCACACCUCGAUUCUUCUUCGGAUGUGUUUCACUCCGCGGAGGCUUUCCGACGUGAUUACCAGAAGAUGGAGGAGGAGUUCAAGGUGUUCGUGUACCCUGACGGAGAUCCUGAUACCUAUUUCCACUCGCCGAGGAAACUCACCGGCAAGUACGCAAGUGAAGGAUACUUCUUCAAGAACAUCAGAGAGAGUCGAUUCCUCACCCUCGAUCCUCAUCUCGCUCACCUCUUCUUCAUUCCUCUUUCUUGCCACAAAAUGCGAGGCAAAGGGUUGAAUUACACGGCUAUGAUUGAGGAAGUCCAGGCUUAUGUGGAGAGCCUAAGAUUCAAGUACCCUUAUUGGAACAGAACAUUGGGAGCUGAUCACUUUUUUGUGACUUGCCACGACAUUGGUGUCAAGGCUACUGAAGGAGUUCCGCAUCUGGUGAAGAAUUCGAUUCGAGUGGUUUGUUCAUCGAGUUAUGACGAUGACUAUAUUCCACAUAAGGAUGUUGCCCUCCCACAAGUGCAGCUGCCAUUUUUUCACACUCGAGGGGGAGGGAAUGACAUGAAGAACAGGAAUACACUUGCUUUCUGGGCUGGUCGUUCUGAUUCCAAAUUGAAAGUUAAACUUGCAGCUAUAUGGGACAAUGAUACUGAACUGGACAUCCAGAACAACAGGGUCGACCUUCGAGCAACCGGGUCUGUUGUAUAUAUGGAGAAACUUUAUAAAUCCAAGUUUUGUCUGUGCCCGCAUGGGCCUGUGGGUAGCAGCCGUAUCGCAGACUCAAUCCAUUACGGAUGUGUUCCAGUUAUAAUGUCAAACUAUUAUGACUUGCCUUUUAAUGAUAUCCUGGAUUGGAGUAAAUUCUCUGUUAUACUGAAGGAAACUGACGUUUAUAAGCUCAAAGACAUUCUCAGAAGCAUACCUGAGAAACAAUUCGUGGCAUUGAAUCAGAACUUGGUGAAGGUCCAGAAGCAUUUCAACUGGAAUACACCUCCAGUCAGACUAGAUGCGUUUCAUAUGGUGAUGUAUGAACUCUGGCUACGGCGUCAUCUGAUUAGGUAUUCGCACAUUUUUUAGGAAGCAAAUUUACACUUGACUCCUAGUUGGUGAAACCCCAGAACAAAACAUGUUUUACCACGUGGAAAUUUCAGUAUAAAAUCAGUGAAGUAACAAAGCCUUUAUAAGCAAAAUAGAUGUGUAGGUCUGCAUGAAACUUCGAGACCCUGGAUGAUAUAAUAGAUUUAGCAGAAUAUGAAGUCUCUAUCCGAAAGCAAUAAAUAAUGUUUGGGUUUGGCAUAUUACUACAAAGCUGUUUUGGUUUCUGGUCGCUGCUGCAAGAGUAGAAAGACCAUCCCAUUAAGUACCAUUUUUUAUUCCUCUCGUGAGAUUGCCUCAAUGUCACAAAUUAUGUUACUACUAAAUAGUAAAUACGACAGUUAAAAACUUUUUAGUUAUAACUCCAAAAGGAAAAUUCAGAUUUCAAGUACUGCCAUAUUGCACUGCAAAGCAAUCGGCCAAGACCCUCAUAGCUCCUUGUCCGAACGAAAUUCCAAUCACUGCAAAUGUUGUAUUUCUUAUGUAUAUAGAUUAAUUUAUUUGAGACAAAAAAAAAAUUAAUCGAGAGCUAGAACUGUGCAUAAUAGGGUAUAGUUUUAGAGCAAUUUAUGAGUACUGUACUACACGUUAUCUAAUCUAAACAUU